This is a messenger RNA of Mycetomoellerius zeteki, 3200 nucleotides long. It is a transcript of the gene aralar1, whose product is annotated as calcium-binding mitochondrial carrier protein Aralar1. The record is from RefSeq and is a predicted model, not a curated record. Gene Ontology annotation, biological process: malate-aspartate shuttle; L-glutamate transmembrane transport; aspartate transmembrane transport. Lineage: Eukaryota; Metazoa; Arthropoda; Insecta; Hymenoptera; Formicidae. Bases 251 to 2188 code for a protein of 645 amino acids. The transcript has 17 exons. Gene Ontology annotation, molecular function: L-aspartate transmembrane transporter activity; L-glutamate transmembrane transporter activity; calcium ion binding.
CUUUAGAACAGGUAAACGUUUCAUUGUAGUCUAACGUUCGGUGAUCUUGUUCUAUCGGUCGCGUACAGUUGCCAACUGGAUGUACCUGUUAAACGUAUGAAUGUUAAGAUAGUGUAUCCUGAAUACUAUUAUUCGUGGUUUUGGCAUUUUACCUCUAAUUCUUUGGUGCUUCCAUUUCUCCCUCGUGAUCCGAUCACGUCGCAUUUUAUCAUUCGUGACGAAAAGGUUCGAAGUAAACUUUUUUCUGGGAAUGUUGAAGGAUUCGCUUAUCGUCCGAGCAUCUUACCAAGAGCUCAGCAGCAGCAGCAGCAGCAACGGCAAUAACAACAGCAACAUGCCGACUACGAAAGGUUCCUCGGGGUAUUUAAAGCGUGCAAAUACUGAACGGCUCCAUGAAAUUUUUAACCAGUACGCCUCACAGGAGAAGAAUGGCGAGAGGUUCAUGACUGCGUCUGACUUCGUACGCAGUUAUCUUGGCCUUUACACGGAUGCCGAUUAUAAUCCCGAUUCUGUCAAUUUACUUGCUGGUAUCGUCGAUACUAGCAAAGAUGGACUUAUAUCAUUUGCCGAAUUUCAAGCAUUUGAAGGUCUUCUCUGUGUACCUGAUGCUCUAUAUAAAACAGCUUUUCAACUCUUUGAUACUAAUGGAAAUGGAAUGGUUGCAUUUGAUGAGUUCGCUGAGGUGAUGCGGAAAACUGUACUGCAUCAAAAAAUGCCCUUUAAUAUGGACAGUAGUUUUAUCAAACUCUAUUUUGGAAAGGAUAAAAGUAGACUAAUCAGCUAUGCAGAGUUUAGUCAGUUUUUGCAUGAUUUUCAUGAAGAAUAUGCAACAGAAGCCUUUAAGAAAUUUGAUAAAGAUGGUGCAGGUUUCAUUUCCGCAUUAGACUUCCAAGACAUCAUGCUCAGUAUUAAGAGUCAUUUACUCACAAAAGAUGUGAGGGAUAAUCUAGUUGCUGCAGUUGGUGCCGGUCAAAGCGGAAGAAAAGUCAGUUUUCCAUACUUUAUGGCAUUCAAUUCUCUGUUAAAUAAUAUGGAACUUAUUAAACGUAUCUAUUUAAAUGCAACCAACGGUCACAGAUACCAAGAAGUUACCAAAGAGGAAUUUCUUUAUUCUGCACAAAUGAUGUCCCAAAUAACCCCAUUGGAAGUUGACAUUUUGUUUCAUCUUUGCGAUUUACUUCAUCAAACUGGGAAGAUUGUAUACAAUGACCUUGUGGCUAUUACACCCGAGCAAUAUUUCAAACAGAUUACAAAGCGUGUUGCCGAGAUUAAAGCGGUAUCGAGUCCGGAUGAACGUGGUAUUGUUGUACAAAUGCUCGAAAGUGGCUAUCGAUUCGUGCUUGGUUCCAUCGGUGGAGCUGUUGGUGCUACAGCUGUAUAUCCUAUCGACUUGGUGAAGACCAGAAUGCAGAAUCAGAGGACUGGAUCAUUUAUAGGCGAACUGAUGUACAGAAAUAGCUUUGAUUGUUGUAAAAAGGUGAUUCGGCAUGAAGGCUUUUUUGGUCUUUAUCGAGGCUUGAUGCCUCAAUUAAUGGGUGUAGCUCCGGAAAAGGCUAUUAAACUCACAGUUAACGAUUUUGUCAGAGAUAAGUUUAUGGACAAAAAUGGAAAUUUACCGCUAUACGGAGAAAUUGUAUCUGGCGCCUGUGCUGGAGGAUCACAAGUCAUAUUCACCAAUCCUCUGGAGAUAGUAAAAAUUCGGCUACAAGUAGCUGGCGAGAUUGCAGGAGGAUCAAAAGUUAGAGCAUGGACCGUCGUGAAGGAAUUAGGUCUUUUUGGAUUGUACAAAGGUGCUAGAGCUUGCUUUUUGCGAGAUGUGCCAUUUAGCGCAAUUUACUUUCCUAUGUAUGCUCACACAAAAGCGCGAUUGGCCGACGAAGGGGGCUACAAUACGCCAUUGUCGCUUCUUGUUUCCGGUGCUAUUGCCGGUGUACCUGCAGCAGCACUGGUAACUCCUGCGGAUGUGAUAAAAACAAGAUUACAGGUUGUAGCUAGAGAAGGUCAAACUACGUACAACGGAUUACUGGAUUGCGCAAGAAAAAUAUUCAAAGAAGAAGGUGCCAGGGCAUUCUGGAAAGGCGCGACAGCAGACACAAUGUGCCGAGAGACAGCAGACUUAAAUAUGGGAAAGGAAGUAGCAGAACAAAUAUUGAGGGGUAGAGAGGUGAAAUGUUUUAUAGCAAUAUAAGAGAACGCAGCUUGGAACUUGGAGGUACGAUGUAGAGGAUAGGAGAGUAAGGUUUGGGAGCGUGUAACAGAGGUUGUAUGAAAGUCUUCAGUGAAAUGAAGACAGUCACGAAGAUAGGAUGGAUUGUUUGAAUGUAGGACAUUGAAGACUAUACAACAGAGAUGCAGAGUGAAUUGUUGAUAGAUAUUCAACCAGCCAGAGAAUUGAAAAAGCAGAAUUAUAUGAUCAGACCUUCGCACACCACAGACAAAACGCAGACAAGAAUUUUGAAUGCGCUGUAUUCUGUAAAGUCAGGAAUGUAGACCGUGUCAGCGUAAUCAAAUAAGGAGAGGAUAAGUAGUUGAGUUUUUGAGAAAUGGAAAGAACAUGACACAGUGGAUAUAGCUUAUGGAGACGAGCAUAUGUAGCCCUGCAUUUUACGGUAACGUGAUGAUCAAAGGACCAGGAGGGAUCAAUAUGUAGACUAAGGACGCGCAUCGAUGGAGGAGAUGCGAUAGGCAUGGAGUUAAGGUGAAUAUUCAGAGCAGACGUACGAGACAAGAAGGAUGGGGAGCCAACAAUCAUGUAAAAAGAUUUGAAAGGGUUUAGGUGAAGACCAUUUGAGACAGACCAAUCAGAUAUAGAUUGAAGGUCGCUGACAAGGGAUGAUAUAGUAAAUGCCUCAUUAUGUUUAAAAGAAUUUACGAGAAGCAUAUCAUCAGCAUACAUAUAAAGACGAGAUGUUAAUGGUAGCGAUGCUGCAUUCGCUGUAAAAAGAAUAAAAAGGAGCGGUGCAAGAAUAGAGCCCUGAGGAACACCAGAGGACACCCGAUGUGGAAAGGAGAACAUAGGAAUGACUCACCAGGGUCCAUCCAAAAUUACAAAUGUCUGCAUAAUUUGGAUAAAAUAUUAAAACUACAUGUAUAUCUUAAUAAAAUAAUAUGGAACAUAUGAUAAUAAAUCAAGAGCUGCAUCUUCAUUGAACGAAAACAAAAUGAGAUUAUGUUUACUUUUCGAGGUUUAUAUGCAAGUU